CCAUGUAUUGUUGGGUGAUUACAUGUCUAAUAUUGAACUGAAGAGGAAGUCGGGUCAUUGUUUGUGGAAAAGCUAAUGGUGGUAUAACUAUAAUUGUUCCAUAUAUCUUUGUUUCAUGCACUACGUCACCUGUCUAUUGUGUUACAGCUACAAUACAUCAAAAGCUUGGAUCAAUUUGUCAGGUCAAAUAUGAUUGGUCAUUUAACACUUGCUAUGAUGCGGGCACAGGUAGCAUUUGUAGUCUUUGUUUCUUUGUCUCUUGGGAGUUUCACUUGCUGGUUGAUUAUUUUUGGUCUUGCAUUUUCUUCUGUGUUUUUUGCCAUGGAACAGAACUGGCCGUUGCUGGACUCAGCUGACCCUUUAGAUGUGGUGUACGCAGAAUAUUUUCAGUGAAUAAUGUCUGGUUACAUCAGCCACAAAAACAAGCACAGAGUUGAGCUGGGGAUACCAUGUGGUCUAUAAAUCAUCUCACUGAAUUAAGUAAUUGCCAUUUAAUUCAGUUGUUUUGAAUUUUUUAAAACUGCUUUUGUACUGUGCUUCCAUGUGGAAAUGUGAAAUGGUCUGGAGGACUUCUGGCAUGGGAAAUAUCUCUGAACUCUUUAUUAAGCAAGAUGAUCAUGUGCCUAUAAUAUAAUAUAAAUAUCACACUGCAUGCAACUGUUCUCAUGUUUAAAAACUUAUCUUGAAGAAGGAAACCAGGGAAUAAUUGUUAAACACUUAAAGAAGAGGAGAAGAAAACAAGUGUUGAAAUUACUAGUUUUGUAAUAUGCGAUGUCAUUUUUUUUAUGCUGAUGUUUCUUCUUGAAAAGAAGUGAUUGCUUUGCUUUGGAAAGGAGGCUGCUAGGACUAGAAACUCGGCUUUCUGGGAAAACAGUAUCAGAGCAUUGGAAGCCAGGUCAUAUAUAAAGUAAAAACCUACAUCCUUUGCUGCAGGCAGGUGGGCUUGCAUAUAUGACACUGGCGGCUCCUAGAAUUUCAGAUGUAUGCAAGUGUCACAGAUGUUGUAGCAAGACUACAACACAUUUUAUAGCCAGUAGCAGUCAUUAUCAGCAGUAGUUUUCAUACAUGAAUGAUUGGAAUAGCUUUAUCCUUGUGCCUUGUUAUGGCAAUUUUGGGAUGGAAUCUUGAAAACAAGAGAAAAGGGAUCAUUUCAAUUUGUGGCAGUUUCCAGUUGAUUUAAGAAGGCAUGCCUUCGGCGCAAGAACCCAAGUUCCAAGACUGGAGACUGUAAUGACUCUGUGAUGUAAGAGUUAUAUCAAAGCUACAGUGCUACUGGUUUUUAUGCAGAUUUUUUUAUUCAGCUAUAUGUGGAUUGGUACCAAGAACAUGGUUUUCGUUGGUUUUAUGUUGCUGGAUAUUUUGGCAACUUUCAAAACAAGGCACUACUGUUAGAGAUCUGACUGUCACGAAAUGAAGAAACAACUUCGAGCAGUUCUUCUGAUUGUAGAAGAGGCGUAAGCUGAAGGCUAGGCAAUACAAACCUUUACCUGUCUCACAUCUUACACUUUAUGCUACCAGCAUUGAAAAAUAUUGCUUGUGUGCUAAAUUAUUAAGUAUUCUGAAGUGAGUUAUUUCCAAUACAUUGCUUGGAACUUGAAACAGCAGAAAGAUUGGAGAUCUAUACAAUUUAGUUAGAGGGAAAGAAGGACUUGAAAUGGCAUAUGAAAAAGCAUUUUCUUGGUUGAACAAUGUGUUUGGAUACGAAGAUCCAGCUCACCUGGACAAGUUAGAUGACUUCUCCAGUCUCAUAGAUGUGGAGGCAAGUUUAGCCUCUGAUGAACUGCUUCACCAGCUGCCACAGGAUUUAGAGCUGCCUAUGUUAGAAGAUGGUAUGAGUCCUGGAGAGUUGGGAGAGUUUGACUUUGGUCCAGACUGGAUGGAAACAGACGGGUUGAGAGACCCUGGGGAUAACAGCAGUGACAGUGGCAUCAGCAGUGUUAGUAUCAAACAAGAACCUUUCUCCCCUGCUCUGUCUCAUACCUCAGAUUGCUCUGGUGACUCCUUCCUUCAGCAGACCCCCCUUGAUCAGCUGCCAUUACUGAACCAGUUUGAUGUGAAGCUUGAGAGUCCUCCUCCAACUCCUCCCCAAGACAACAGUGACAGUGCAGUCCAGUAUAUACAGCCUUCAGCCAUUAGUUGUGGUGUCACAUUCCAGAAGGGGGCAGCAGCAGCAGCUCAACCCGCACACAGCAAGCCACACAUUACCACAGUAAAACUGACACAUGUAACGGGACUGAACCCAGACAGUAAGCCACUGCCAACCAAAGUUGUCAAUGUGUUGAAUUCUAAAGUGAAGAUACAGCCCAAGUUACCCAAUAGUUCUGCCUGUGUGACCCCUGCACCCUCCCCACCGCCACCAACGCCACCUGGUGUAGCACCUGGCUCACCCUGUGCAGGUAGUCAAGGCACAGCUGCCUCCAAACCCCUAGUUCUCACAGCUGAAGAGUUUGCCCGGCUUACUGCCCAGGGAGUACUGAAGUUCCAUCCCCCAGAGCAGGAGGCCAACAAGACCAACAGCUCAGUAGCACAGUGUAUCCCAGUACCACAGGGAGAGGAUCCAAGAGUUUGGAAACGACAACAGAGAAUGAUAAAGAAUAGAGAAUCUGCAAGCUUGUCAAGAAAAAGGAAAAAAGAGUACAUGACUACAAUAGAAAAUCAACUUCAAGAGAUUUCAAGAGAGAAUGAGAAACUCAGACAAGAGAACCAGAAUUUGAAAAGAAAACUUAGUUUAUUAAAUUCAGAGAACAUGGCAUUAAAGCGCAGCACAGGUUCAACAAAGGUGACAGCCACCUGCCUACUUACAGUUCUCUUCAUGUUUGCCCUCAAUUUGGGGCCCAUAAACAAUUUAGUAUUUAAAAGCUCAUCAGAAACCAGCCUAGCUGCCAUUCCAAUGAGUUCGGUCCAUCCUGGAGGUGGGCGCCAUCUAUUAACCUAUGAUGAAACUAUGCAGCAGCCCAUUAGUGGGAAGUAUUUCCCAAGGAGCAAAGCAAGCUUUGAAGACAUUGAGAGCACAUUAGCCGAACUGAAGAGGGGAUUUGAGAGAGAAAAGUUUUUCAGAAAAAAUAAAGACUUCAUUGCAUUUAAUAGUGAGCUGGAGUCCCUCUGUCCAGUGUACUUCAAUAAAACUGAAUCUCAAAGGUUGGCUAACGAGCUGACAGGGUGGGUCUUGGCACACAAAGAAGCCCAAAAGAAAAAGAAAAUUUUAGAAGAAGAAAACAUCAGGGAAAAGAAGGCUGUGGAGGCUAAGAACAGAAAACCUACCAGGAAGAAGUAUGUGAAACCAAAGACAUUGCACGCCAUGAUGAAAGGAGAUUUGGACAUUAAAUAUGCAAAGGAUAGUUACCCUGGCAGUAGCCAGUAUCAGGUUCAGGUCUUCAACAGCCCAGACAAGAGCUACAUGGAUUUCUUGGAUUCCAUUCACAGAAGAAAUGACACAUUUUACGUGGUGUCUUUUAGAAGGGAUCAUCUUCUCUUGCCAGCUGUGGCUCACAAUAAAACCAUGCGGCCCAGGAUGUCCCUGUUGAUGCCUGCACUGCCACUGAAUGAGACUAUGCAGCCCCCGCCAGGUGACAUGGCCAUGAUGCAGAUAGACUGUGAGGUGAUGAACACGCGACUCUUGCACAUCAAGAACACCGCUGUGCCGUCUUUUAUGAAAGAACCUCCCAGCAACGUGACGCACACUGUCGUAACAAACACGGAGACUCCAGACCAUUUGCCGCGAGAGGAAGUGAUUCCAUAAGAGAGACUGUUACGUACCUGAAGCUUUGAAGUACUUGUUGCUGUGAGGAAAAAAAGGCAAAAAGGGCAAAACGAGACUCAGGCAAAUUUCUGCAGUUUUUCAGUGUAGUCUUUUCAGGUUUGCUGUACAAUACCUCAGUGACAUUGUAAGUGCCUCGACAUUGUAAAAUUUGUAAAAAUAUUGGGUCAAGCAAAGCAUAGACCAGGUUAAUACUAUGACAGCUGUGAAGAUGUAAGUUGUGCUAUAGUAGAGGGAGAAUCUCUCUCACAGUUCACUGACCACAACAGUUGGUGAUUUCCCAUAAUAAUGGCAGCACAUUCCAUAUUGUAAAUAUCAUAGACUAGGUCUUUCUUUUUCUCUUUCUUUGUAUUAGAUUAGACAUUUUUUCAUUUUGUUUCAUUCUUGGAUAAUAGAAUGAUUGUGAAUUAAGUAUAAUUGUUUUCAUGAUUUCAUUUAUUUAUUAAUUAUUAGAAGAGUAAAUGCAAAAUUAGGCAAAGAUUUAGGCAAAGCAGUUAUUUUUUAAGUGAUGUCCAGGGCUCCAGAGACUUCUUGAGAUUUUGUAUCCAUUCAGGAUCCAGAAAUUUAGACAGGUGACAGAUUGCUCAGAGGUUCUGGUACAUCAUUCAUUAUACUCUCUUGAUAUAUGUGUCAUAUUUGUAUGUUUUUUUUUUUUUUUUUUUACAUAAGCCAUUUCAGUUUUGCAAGGCUAAUAUAUAGCGUUGAGUUAUAUCUAAAUCAUGGUGAAAAGUAAAGAAAUUAGAGAGGUGCAUGCUUAUGGAGGAGGAUUUUUUAUCUACUGGAUUCUCCUUUUUUCUGUUGUUUUUUCUUCCUGAAUUUUAUAUGUGGUAGACCUAUCCAUAUAAAUAUCCUUAUGUUUUCUAGUCCUUGGUUUCUAACAACCAGAUUUGACAAAUAGUUUGUUAGAGUUUUAUGAAAGAGCCCUUCAGUUUUUAUUUCUUUACAUUUUUAUACGGUGCAUAUAGUUAUAGAUUGUUGUUGUGUGGACUAAAGAUGCAUGAUGAAUUCAAGUUUUGUGGUCUUGUAAAGAUCUCAGAUGACAAAUCUUAUAAAUAUAACCAUUGAUAUUUAUGAAACGGUGUAUCAUAUUACAAUAUUGAUUCCUUCUGUGAGGGAAGACAAAUAAGAUUUUUUUAUUGUUGUUAUUAACAGUUGAGAAUAUCAUUUUAGUAGGAGUAAGAUAAUAACUUCAGAUGUAGGUGGAUGAUUAUUCGGGAUAAAUUAUUUGUAGUUUUUUGACAUAGUGUACUUUGUGCCUGGGAUAGUCUUCUUUUAGAUUGUAACUCAAGUCUUGUAAUUUACUUAUGUUUUUUUUAAUUAAUUUUGAUUAUGAAAUUUGAUGUGUAUUAUAUUGUUGUAAAUGGGUAGGGUGUAAUCAUGGUGAAAUUAUCUAUUUGUUUUUAUAUAUAUGCAUUAGAAUGUGUCUCAAAUGCAAGAUUUCAAAGUUGUCUCUGUAAAAACAUGUAAGUCUAUGUUCAGUAAAAUAUUGGAAUCUGUUUAAAGUGAAAAGAAGUAUC
This is a messenger RNA of Lingula anatina, 5274 nucleotides long. RefSeq names its product cyclic AMP-dependent transcription factor ATF-6 beta. Gene Ontology annotation, cellular component: nucleus. Gene Ontology annotation, biological process: regulation of transcription by RNA polymerase II; endoplasmic reticulum unfolded protein response. NCBI's taxonomy places the organism in Eukaryota, Metazoa, Brachiopoda, Lingulata, Lingulida, Lingulidae. The record is from RefSeq and is a predicted model, not a curated record. Gene Ontology annotation, molecular function: RNA polymerase II cis-regulatory region sequence-specific DNA binding; DNA-binding transcription factor activity, RNA polymerase II-specific.